This is a messenger RNA of Bursaphelenchus okinawaensis, 1530 nucleotides long. The record is from the annotation of a GenBank genome assembly. NCBI's taxonomy places the organism in Eukaryota, Metazoa, Nematoda, Chromadorea, Rhabditida, Aphelenchoididae.
AUGGAUUCUCGAAAACUGAAGGAAGGCGCAGUAAAACGCUACAAGUCUGGAUUACUGGGCAGUAAAUUCAAAGACUGUUGGAAUGUACUGUUCAGCGACUCAACUUUCUGCAUUUACAACAAAGAGGUACGUUUCUUACAAUUGUUAGUUAGUUUUAAAUUUGAAUUUUCCGUUUAAAAUAAAAAAAAGGAUAAUUUUUAGGGUGAUUCAAAGCCAGAAGCCAAGUUUCUACUGAAAGAUGUAGCUCCUUACAUUUGUGUGGGCUUGAUGACAGAUCGUAUGCCAGUCAAACGACCCGAUAUGCCUGAUGGCUGUUCUGUGCAUCAUCUUGUUGGAUUCGGAAUGGACCCUCGUGCUGACAAGGUUCAUUGGAUUUUGUUUGGAUCUGAUUCUGAUUUAGAGUAAGUUUGUUACUGUAGUAUUUAAGAAUGAGUUUAUAACAAGAUAUUUAAUAUUAUUUACGUUGCAAUUAUUGUUUCAGGUCUUGGUUCGCCGAGAUUGUAAAGACUCUUCCAAAACCAGCCAAUCCACCUCCAGGCGAUCCAAAUCAACCCCCUCCACAACAACCAUCAGCUCCACAACCAAACCCAUCUUCUGGAGGAUUUGGUAAGCUAUUUUGUAUGUCUUAUAUGAAGCACCGAGGAUUGUCAAACAAUCAAAUAUAAAUUUACAUAACUAUUUAUUUUCAUCAAUCUAUCACUUCUUUUUUCAGUACCACCAGCCCAGUACCCUUCCAGUCCCUACCCCAACCAACCCCAGCCUUCGCAAGGUGGUGGCGGCGGAGGCUACAACCCAGAUCAAGGUGGCUACGGUCAAGGAGGAAACGGUGGCCGAGGAUACAACGGCAGCGGCGGAGGAGGCUACAAUAAUGGCGGAGGCGGCGGAAGCCACCACACUACAGUAAUAGUGGACCGUGGUGGUGGAGGAGGAGGCUACGGUGGUGGCUAUGGCGGAGGCUCAAGCUCCGGCCUCGGCUUUGGCUCCGGAAUGUUGAUGGGAUCGUUGUUGGGCUACGGCGUUGGUAGCUUCUUCACACCGUCUCACUAUUAUGGUGGAGGAUUCGGCGGAGGAGGCUUCGGAAUGGGUGGUGGCUACGGUGGCGGCUACCCAGGUGUCGGCGGGGGCUACUCCAGCACCCAAGACAACGAUACCUACAUCACCAACAACUACUACAACUCCAGCGACAACAACGACCCCCAGCAGCAACAGAAUAAUGAAACACGUGAGGAAGGGGAUUAUCAGCCUGGGGAACAGCCUUCUGAAGAGCUCCCAAAAGGCGAGCAGCCUUCAGAAGUCGAAGGGGAGGAGACUUCUGAGGCCGACCAGCCUCCAGAAGAGUACGAGGAGGAUAAUAAUGAUGACAAUUUAGAUAAUGACAACGACGGCGGCAACGACAACAAUGAUGGAGGCUACGACAAUGACGGCGGAUACGAUGAUGGAGGCUACGACGAUGGAGGCGGUUACGACGGAGGCUACGAUGACGGCGGAGGCUUCGACGAUGGUGGAGGCUUUGAUGGAGGAGACUUUUAG